This is a messenger RNA of Aphanomyces astaci, 501 nucleotides long. RefSeq lists its product as hypothetical. The coding region runs from base 1 to 501 and encodes 166 amino acids. The transcript has a single exon. The record is from RefSeq and is a predicted model, not a curated record. NCBI's taxonomy places the organism in Eukaryota, Oomycota, Saprolegniomycetes, Saprolegniales, Verrucalvaceae.
AUGAAGUCGUUCACAUGUGCGGCGAUCCAGGACGGGGCCGUCUUUAGGGUGACACUGGAAGACGGCCAGCAAGUAUUCGACCUCAAGGAUGCGAUCAAGGAGAAAUGGGGGUGUGCAUAUCCUCCGCAUGAAUUGUCGCUCUACCUAGCGAAGCAGGACACUAGCUGGAUCAAGGCGACCAAUCCCGAAGUGAUGAUGUUGUGGUCUGGCAAGGUUGGUGCCCAGGUCAAAGCGCUGUUGGAAAACAAAGCGAUGCACCCAAGGAUGAAAUUGGGUACAUUCGACCUCCCCAGCAACGACAGCGACGACAUCCACGUGUUGGUGGCUGUCCGCAGGAGAUGGUUGACGUGUGCGAUGGUCGGGGUCGGGACAAUCAUCUACAUUGACAUCCUCGAUUACAAGACUGUCCUCGACCUGCAGAAGGCAAUCAGCGAGAGUCCAAACUUUGCAUUGGAUGCGGAUUGCAUGGACCUGUACGUGGCGAAGAAGGGCAGCAAGUAG